CGGUGAGCCUCCCGGGGCGUCCGGGCUUCAGUGAGGCGGCGGCGGCGGCGGCGGCGGCGGCAGUAAAGAGAGCAGUCGGCGGCCUCCUUUCGUAACGUUACUGGGUGAAGCGGCAUCUGUGAGGUGGUGUCCAUCAUGUUCUCUUUCAACAUGUUUGACCACCCGAUUCCCCGCGUCUUCCAGAACCGCUUCUCCACGCAGUACCGCUGCUUCUCCGUGUCCAUGCUAGCAGGGCCUAAUGACAGGUCAGAUGUGGAGAAAGGCGGGAAGAUAAUUAUGCCACCCUCGGCCCUUGAUCAACUCAGCCGGCUUAACAUUACCUAUCCCAUGCUGUUCAAACUGACCAAUAAGAAUUCAGACCGCAUGACACACUGUGGUGUGCUGGAGUUUGUGGCUGACGAGGGCAUCUGCUACCUCCCACACUGGAUGAUGCAGAAUUUGCUGUUGGAAGAAGGGGGCCUGGUCCAAGUAGAGAGUGUCAAUCUCCAGGUGGCCACAUACUCCAAAUUCCAACCUCAGAGCCCUGACUUCCUGGACAUCACCAACCCUAAAGCCGUAUUGGAAAAUGCAUUGAGAAAUUUUGCCUGUCUCACCACUGGGGAUGUGAUUGCCAUCAACUACAAUGAGAAGAUCUACGAACUGCGGGUGAUGGAGACCAAACCUGACAAGGCUGUGUCCAUUAUCGAGUGUGACAUGAAUGUAGACUUUGAUGCUCCCCUGGGCUACAAAGAACCUGAAAGACAAGUCCAGCACGAGGAGUCGACAGAAAGCGAAGCUGACAACAGUGGCUAUGCUGGAGAGCUGGGCUUCCGUGCCUUCUCCGGCUCCGGGAAUAGACUGGAUGGAAAGAAGAAAGGGGUAGAGCCCAGCCCUUCCCCAAUUAAGCCUGGAGACAUUAAAAGAGGAAUUCCCAAUUACGAAUUUAAACUUGGUAAGAUUACUUUCAUCAGAAAUUCACGUCCACUGGUCAAAAAGGUUGAAGAGGAUGAAGCUGGAGGCAGAUUCGUCGCUUUCUCUGGAGAAGGACAGUCAUUGCGUAAAAAAGGAAGAAAGCCAUAAGUGGGGACUGUUGGCUGACUGGAAAAUAAAAGAAUCGAUUGCAACACAUUGGCUUUUAGUUACUGGCUCUGACAGGGAUGAAACUCAUCAGAGAAAGUUCUGUUACUUAAGGUUUGUUUAGAGUUACCUAAGAAUUAUGAAGUGUGACCUGGAAGUGAAGCAGCAGGACUUCGUAGUUGUGUGCUUGAUUUUGGGAAAGAGAAAGCGAUCUCUGAGGUCCCAUAGGUGGCCACUUCCUCACCUCUUCAAGCUUUUAGCUUGAGUGGGGCUCGCACUCUCAUCAAGAGCACAGUUCCCUAAUUCCUGACAAAACCAACAGAGGAGAUUGACUUGCUCAACUUGAGGUGUUCUUUCUCUUCGUUUAUCCUUUCUUUUCCCAGGUCCAUUGCAUAGGUGUUGUCUUUGACCUAGAAAAAAGUGGUUUAAAUAGAUAUGUGCUCUAUAAACAGUGGCUAUUCCACUACUCUGCUGCAAUUUAAGUAUUUGAGAGUGUUUCUGUUUUUAUUUUAUAUAUUGAAUUUUUUUAAGUGACAUUCAGAAGAAAAACAUGAUCUGAAUGAGUUCACACUUUUAUUUUGAUUUCAUAUGGAAAUAAUUGGCUCUUUAGUGAACCUGUUCUAAACAACUCCAUGGUGAAACACAACUAUAAAUGUUAGAAUGAAUAAAUGCUAAACAUAUGUU
Molecule: messenger RNA, 1740 nt
Organism: Galeopterus variegatus (Sunda flying lemur)
Lineage: Eukaryota; Metazoa; Chordata; Mammalia; Dermoptera; Cynocephalidae
Gene: UFD1
Product: ubiquitin fusion degradation 1 like (yeast)
Exons: 12
Coding region: 136-1059 (307 amino acids)
Cellular component (GO): VCP-NPL4-UFD1 AAA ATPase complex
Molecular function (GO): polyubiquitin modification-dependent protein binding
Source: RefSeq, a predicted model, not a curated record